Mycotypha africana is the source of this 1910-nucleotide messenger RNA. RefSeq lists its product as uncharacterized. Bases 223 to 1707 code for a protein of 494 amino acids. The record is from RefSeq and is a predicted model, not a curated record. The transcript is spliced from 3 exons. NCBI's taxonomy places the organism in Eukaryota, Fungi, Mucoromycota, Mucoromycetes, Mucorales, Mycotyphaceae. Gene Ontology annotation, biological process: cellular response to glucose starvation; protein catabolic process in the vacuole.
GUCCAUUAAAAAUUGUAAAUCGUCUAAAAUAUAAGGUAAAAUACUGUAUUAAUUAGUCGCAGAACGGAAGACGGCGGGGUAAACAGAUGGGUUUAUAGACACCGCUCACUGCUUGCUCAUUGGUCAGCGCUUCCCUUUUGUCCUUUUUACACAACACAAGCAAACCCAGAAAGAGCCAAAAUCUCCACAAAAAGAAAAAGAACAAAAAUAAAAGGGGGAUAAAUGCUCAUCCAAUUCGUUCAUUUUCACACAAAGAGCUUUUUGAUCGUUUUAGCCCCCCGGCUGCCCUACUACGCUCUCUUUUUACUUUUUUCCCUUUUCCCCUUCUCUCCCCUUUUUUCCACAGUCAUGGUUACUCUGAUAACAUCAGAAUCAACAACAACAACAAUCACAAGCAAGAAAAAGCCAAUAGCAACAGAAGACGACAUACCACAACAACAGAAACGCCAUGUACGACAACCAGAAGUCUGUGUCGAUUAUUUAUCGUACAACUUUGACGAAAUGGAUCUGGCUGCUUCAUGGAGAGUCAUGACGCAACAGAAAAAGCAAGUCGUCGACGGCAUUCGAUUAGAGAAUGCUUCUUGGCGAACCUGGGCCAAGCAACGUAAUAACUUGAAAACCAUACAUCCUCAAUCCUUAAAUUGGUUAAAGGAUAGCGAUGUGACGUGGUUGUAUGGUCCUUUACAUACAGUGAUAAAGGUAGAAGAAGAUCCUUUCAUGAACACUCAGAGAACAACAACUGAACAACAACUUGGAUUGAUUACAUCCUCUCGUAGUAGUCAUGAUAAGAAUGAUAAAAAACCUUUAAAAUCAGCCUUAAAGAAGGUCUCGACUGUUGAUCUAUUAAAACGAUCUAUUGGUGAUAUUUAUUCAGCUCCGACGACAGCGUCAGCAGACAAGAAAACAAACCAUCCGAAUUCAUCACUGCCGCCGCCAUCGCCACCGUCACCACCACCAGCAACAGCAACAGCAACAGCAGUAUUAACGAGCACCGUAUCCAUGCGACAGCAUCGUAAAAACUCCAUUUCCGACAUGAACAAAAAACUACAAGCUGUGUCGCCUGCUAUUUUAGCAACGCAUCGACAACCUAGACUAAGCUUCAAUCACAGAGUAGAACAAUGUAUUGCGAUCGUAAACGAGGAAGAAGAAGGCGUUGACGAUAUGGAUAGGGAGACGAGAGACGAGGAUGAGGAUAUACUCAGCAGCGAUUUACAUUAUGCCAGCACCUCUUCCUAUCAACAUCAUUCAUUCGAUAGAACGAGAAGGAAAUCCAUCUUGAAAAUCAGAUCGACUCGUUUGAAACGAUCCCAAUCGGACGAUGACGAAGCCUGCUCUUCACUCUCUUCCAGUGCAGCGACAAGCAAUUCAUCCUUACAUUACAUCACUCAUUCACCCCUCAGAUCUUAUGAAGCAUCGCCUUCUUCUUUACAACAACAACAGCUAAAGUCACAGCACGAUGUCGGAACAGAGUUUGAGGAGGAGGAGGAGGAUGACGAUGACGAUGAUCAAGAGAUAGAAGAACAGGCAGAUAAAAAUAGAUAUUCUUCUGUCGUCCCAGCAGCAGCAAUAUCAACAACCAAUGUAUCCCUUAAACCAAACUACAAAGAAAAAUCAAAUAUUGCUGAACCAGCAUUAGUGACGAUGCAUCAAACAGCAAGAGAUAUACACAAAAAACCAGAAGACGCGGUAACAAUACGCAUCGUCUGAGUCAAGCUGAAAAGCACAACUCAUAACGCACCCCUCUUUUAAGUGCGCCCUCCAAAAAUGUAAUACAUAGGUGUAUAUAUGUAUAUAUAGAUACCAAUCUUUUGUUUUAUUUUAUUUUUUUUCGUUUACUUGUAUUUGUAGUAUUUCCAUUGAUAUUUUUAGAAUGAUAAAUAAACUGACGACUGACUGUCUUAAUGCUCCUA